GACAACAAUAACGGUUCCAUAUGAAAAUUUCACCCAUCUCUACUUUGAAAACGGCAUUAAUUAUGACACCCGGAAAAUGCUCUUGUCAUAAUAUUUUUGUUGAUUAGUUCAUGUCUUAUUUAAUGGUGAUAAAUCAGUUUUUUGGCCCAAAUAUUCCUCAAUAUUUAUUGAAAUUUUCUGUACGACGAUAAAGACUUAGUCAUCCAAUGAUGCCAAAUUUAAGAAAAAGACGACAUUCCAUAAGUAAAUUAGUACCAUCGAGUGAUAUCCAAGUAAGGAAAAAGCACACCCUAUCCAAGACUGGCAAAAAUAAAGAAUUAAGUAACAAAAACCAAGCUGUUACACAACUACAUAUAAAAAGAAUUGAUGUAAAGAUAGGAGAUGUGAUAAAUAAUGCUCUUGGUGAGGGUUCAAAACCUACAAAUGCUAUACAAGUAAGAAAAAAACGAAAGCUAUAUGAUCCUAGUAAAAAUGAAGAAUCAAAUAAAAAAAAACAAACUGUUAAAAAAGUCAAUAAAAAAGGACGAAAGAAAAAGCGCGUAAAGAAAGGAGAUAUUUUAAUGAGUAGAUAUAAGAUCAUAAGUACUCUUGGUAAAGGCACUUUUGCCAUGGUAUUUCAAGCUGAAGAUUUGAUAAAACACCAAAUGGUAGCCUUAAAGACAUUUAAAGAUGUUAGAAAGCACAGUAUAGGUAUAUCAGAAGUACAUGUUUUGAAAACAUUGGGACAAAAAGAUCCUGAGUCAGCGUACCAUUGUAUAAAAAUGCUGGAUUGGUAUAAUGGCCAUGGAUAUAUGUUUAUUGUAUUGGAGAUGCUAGGUGUGAGUUUACUAGAAUUUAUGAGAAGCAAUAAAUACCAACCAUUCCCAUUGGAUCAAAUAAGGCAUAUCGCUCACCAAUUAUGUAUUUCAACAAAAUUUUUGCACGAUAACAAAUUAACACAUACUGAUCUCAAACCCGAGAAUAUUCUAUUCCUCGAUUCUAAUUAUGAAUUACUCUAUAACAAUAGAAGACAUAUCGCAUUUAAACGAAUUAAGAAUACUGAUUUGAAGAUUAUUGAUUUUGGAAAUGCUAUAUUUGACCACGAAUAUCAUGAUACAUUAGUUUCUACUCGCCCUUACAGAGCACCUGAAGUAAUUCUGAAAUUAGGAUGGAAUCAGUCAUGUGAUGUAUGGUCCCUAGGUUGUAUUCUGUUUGAACUGUAUUUGGGUAUAACAAUAUUUGAAAGUAUUGAGGAUAUAGAGCAUUUAGCAAUGAUGCAGAAAGUUCUAGGAAAUAUACCACUUCAGAUGGUAAAAAGAAGUAGAACCAAAUAUUUUUAUAAUGGAAAACUCAAAUGGGACAAUAAGGAUAUAAUUGGAAAGUUUGCAAGAUUAAAAUAUGAACCAUUAAUUAGAUACAAAAUGAUGGACGGACGAGAACAUAACGAGUUUUUUGAUUUAAUCAAAAAAAUGUUAACAUACGUCCCCACAGAAAGAAUCACCUUAAAUGAUGCAUUGAAACAUCCAUUUUUCAUCAAAUUGCUUGUUGAUAAUUAAUUUCUUAUUUAUGUAUCUCUGAAGUUUUUAGAGAUUGUUACAUUGAAUUUUUUGUUUGAAACAUUGCCAAAAUUUCACCAAUUUUUCACUAAUGGGAUCAUUUUGUAAAGUUACUUGUUAAAUUGAGAGUCACAA
Diorhabda carinulata is the source of this 1670-nucleotide messenger RNA. Its product is annotated as serine/threonine-protein kinase Doa-like. The record is from RefSeq and is a predicted model, not a curated record. NCBI's taxonomy places the organism in Eukaryota, Metazoa, Arthropoda, Insecta, Coleoptera, Chrysomelidae. Gene Ontology annotation, biological process: protein phosphorylation. Gene Ontology annotation, cellular component: nucleus. Gene Ontology annotation, molecular function: ATP binding; protein kinase activity. The transcript has 2 exons. Bases 207 to 1535 code for a protein of 442 amino acids.